AUAGUUUUCUCAUAACAUUCAAUAGUUGACUCUUUCAUUGCACCAUCAUAAUCAAAAUCUCGUUUCUAGUCUCGUUCUUAGUAACGAUAUCUUAAUAUUUAUUGAUAUAUUGUUGUCAUAUAUUAUUACAAAUAAAGAAACAUUUAUGAAUUGGAAUUUACAAAUGUUUUUCUACUUUAAUUGAUUCAAAUUAUCUACAGAAAAUAAUAUACUAAGUUAUUAAUUCCAAUCACGCGUAGUAUUGUAACCUUAUAUUUCUGUUCUAAACUAAUAAUUUUAUAAGUGACAUAAAAUAGUGAAUUCACAUAUCAUGACAUAAAAACACAUUAUUUCUUAGUAACAUUUCAUCUAAGAAACAUAUAUUUAUUUGCAACAUUUAAAACAAAUAAAAAUAAAAUAUACAUUUUUAAGCUAAAUAUAUGAUACAAUGAUAAAAAUUUUACAUCAAUUCUUAUCUCACUUAAAACGAAGAAACUAUUUGAUAUGUAAUAUAUAUAUCUACUUAUAAUUGCAUUUUAAGUGAUUUAUAUCUUUUAAAACAUUUACAAAAUGCUAGAUACCAGAACAUCUUCAUAUAAAAAGUAUUUCAUUGAAGCUGUUAUAGCUUUAGCGUGUGUGUUUAUUUUCUGCGAAUAUUUACUAUAUUAUUUGGUACUUAUUCAGUGUGCAUGGCCAGUUUUAGAAUCUCAUAAGAUUGAUACAACAAUUAGUCAACCCACACCAGAAGAAACUCCAGUGCAUGCAAUGUUUAUAGCAGAUACUCAUUUAUUGGGUUCAAAAAAUGGACAUUGGUUUGAUAAAUUAAGAAGAGAAUGGCAAAUGUAUAGAGCAUUCCAAACUAUGGUCACUCUUCACAAGCCAGAUAUAAUUUUUAUAUUAGGUGAUUUAUUUGAUGAAGGACAAUGGAGUAGUUCAGCAGAAUUUGACCAAUAUAUACAAAGAUUUCACUCAUUAUUUUCAGUAUCUAAACACACUCAUCUCUAUGUUGUCGCUGGAAAUCAUGAUAUUGGAUUUCAUUAUGUAAUUUCACCAUACUUAAAUCAACGAUUUGUAAAUGGUAUGAAGUCACCAAGCGUGAAAAGAGUUAGUAUCAGAGGAAAUCACUUUGUUUUAAUUAAUAGUAUGGCACUGGAAGGAGAUGGAUGCUUUUUAUGUCGUCCUACAGAAAUUGCAUUAAAUAAAAUUGCCACACAUUUAAAAUGUGCAAAAAAUAUGGGAAAUAAUUGUAACAAAGAUAAUGCAAUUUCAAGAUAUAGUAGACCAAUCAUUUUACAGCAUUAUCCUAUGUAUCGUGAGUCUGAUGAAAUUUGCAAUGAACUUGAUCAAGCACCAGAUGAAAUAAAAGAUAUCAAGUUUAGAGAACGAUGGGAAUGCUUGUCAAAGGAAGCAUCUGAACAACUUCUAGAUAUAUUGAAUCCAAGACUGAUCAUUAAUGGCCACACUCAUCAUGGUUGUAGGAGAAUACAUAGAAAAGAUAUAUUAGAAUUUACAAUACCAUCUUUCAAUUGGCGUAAUAAGAAUAAUCCCUCACUUUUACUAGGUGUAUUUACUCCUAAUAAUUAUUCUGUAUCAAAAUGUUACAUGCCUGUGGAAUCUACAGAGAUCAAAAUUUAUAUUAUUAGUAUAGUAUGUAUCUUUAUAUAUUUUAUUAUAAAAUGUAAACUAAAACAAAAUCGAUAUUAUCUUUUGAAAUUUCACUGAAGAUAUGUUUCUAUUUAUUCAUAUUAUUAAUAUUCGUAUUUAUAAAAAAAUGCAGUAAGAUUAUAAGUAACUAUAAAUAUGAGUAAAAUCAUAAAAAUAUAAGCCUCGAAUUAAUGAUAUCUUUGUGUAUAUUUUCUUAUAUAUAAAAUAAACAUAUUAGUUACAUAUUAUUUACACUAUUCAUAGUAUAAAAUAUUUAUAUUUAUUUUCAUUAUUAUUAAUCAAAUCAAAUAGAAUCUCAAUUGUAUUAAAUCUUGAAAAUUAUACAUGUUUCAAUUUUCUUUUCAUUAUUUUAUCAAACAAUUAUUCUCUUGGAAUAGAAAAUAUGCACAAAUAUAAAAGACUAUAAGAAAACUUGCAAAUAUAAUCAUUGUAACAUGUACAAAAUCUAUAAAUGUCUUAUACAUUUAGUCAGCCAAUAUUAAAGAUUUUAUAUAUAAAACAUUGUAGCAUAUUGAUUUACUAAAUAUGAUACUUGAAUAAUUAAAAAUAUAGAUCGAUCUUCACAACUAUAUCAAAAAUAAAUGUUAUACAUAAUUGA
Messenger RNA from Frieseomelitta varia, 2242 nucleotides. RefSeq names its product metallophosphoesterase 1 (gene PGAP5). Gene Ontology annotation, molecular function: hydrolase activity. Bases 550 to 1701 code for a protein of 383 amino acids. The transcript is spliced from 9 exons. Lineage: Eukaryota; Metazoa; Arthropoda; Insecta; Hymenoptera; Apidae. Gene Ontology annotation, biological process: GPI anchor biosynthetic process. The record is from RefSeq and is a predicted model, not a curated record.